This is a messenger RNA of Daphnia carinata, 3217 nucleotides long. RefSeq names its product death-associated protein kinase 1-like. The coding region runs from base 29 to 3151 and encodes 1040 amino acids. The record is from RefSeq and is a predicted model, not a curated record. Gene Ontology annotation, biological process: IRE1-mediated unfolded protein response; protein phosphorylation; intrinsic apoptotic signaling pathway in response to endoplasmic reticulum stress. The transcript is spliced from 7 exons. Gene Ontology annotation, cellular component: IRE1-TRAF2-ASK1 complex. Gene Ontology annotation, molecular function: ATP binding; RNA endonuclease activity; protein serine/threonine kinase activity. NCBI's taxonomy places the organism in Eukaryota, Metazoa, Arthropoda, Branchiopoda, Diplostraca, Daphniidae.
UGUCUUGUAUUUGGUGAGUAUCGAAAACAUGGCGGCUGGUCCAGGUGAAGUGUUUGAAGAAAAGUUCGGAGUUCGCGAUGUUGAAACGAAGAGAGUUCGAGUACAUCGUACCCACAAAAGUAAAGAAGUAGAAGCUUUGCUAAAGUUAGAUCAUCCAAACAUCGCCAAGCUUCUUCACUGUGAAAGUGACGAUGAGUAUAGGUACUAUGCAUUGGGUCCGUGUUUGGCCACUUUAGAUCAGCUGUUCUUGAAGUCGGAUGAUGCAAGAAAAUACAAGGGACAUAUGCCACAUCAUAUCGAUGGCUUGCUGCAAUUAGCUUCUGGUCUCGAAUACAUCCAUUCAAAGGAUUUAGUUCAUGGAGACAUCAAACCAGAAAAUGUCCUGAUUGUGGAGGGAUCUGCUGGCCAAGAUGAGAUAACCCUCAAAUGGACAAAUUUUGGACUGACCAGAAAUAUCAGUGAAGCAAGGCAAACUAAUCCUUUCAGAAGAAAUAGGGCAUGGUUAGCCCCCGAGUUGCUUCAAUUGACAAGACGUAUGGAAAAUGUAGACGAAACCGGUUAUCAAGAUAACGUCAAAAACGACGUUUUUGCCCUGGGACUUGUUUUCGGUAGUCUAUUCUUGAACGGCGAACAUCUCUACGGUUCCAUCGAAAAUGAAAUUGCCGACAACAUCGUUAAAGGAAAUUCUAUCAACAUGCAAAAAAUGGAUGGUAAAUUACGCGACUGUUACGAGAAUGACGUAUUGAAAAAAAUUUUGAAAAACGACCCCAAGGAAAGAAUGACAUCGAUGGAAGUAGUCGUUCAAUUGCACUCGAUCAAGGAUAAGCUCACUGGAAAGGAAAAAGAAUUGCUUGAAUUGUGUGGGCGUGAUUCGCGAGAGGAUCUCACCGGAAAAAUAAAAGGAUUAAUUCAGUUCGGAAUAAACCUGGACGCAAGGGACAAAGAUGGAAGGAAUGCGCUUCAUUAUUUGUGUCGAUACCAUUCAAGCAAAAACCUAAUCGACGCAAUUCAAAUCUUGAUCCAAUCCGGAAUCGACGCAAAGGCAAAAAGCAACGAUGGAUCAAAUGCGCUCCAUUAUUUAUGUCGAGACAAUUCAUCCCGAAAUCUAUUCGCCGCAGUUGAUUUUUUGACUGAAAUCGGAGUGGAUGAAAUGGCAAAGGACAAAGAUGGGUGGACUGCGUUACACUAUUUGCAAAAUAAAGAUAAGAAAGAAAUGAAAAUUUCGUUCGACCGCGAAAAACGAAUAGGAGAAGGUGGUUUUGGUACGGUAUUCAAAGGGAAGUUCGGAGGUCGUGAAGUAGCAGUCAAAAGAGUUGAAAUACAUCGAGUCAACGAAAGAGAAGAAAAAGCAAUGCUAAAGUUAGAUCAUCCAAACAUCGUCAAACUUCUCCACUGUGCAAUGGACAAAAACUUUAUGUACUACGUAUUGGAAUUAUGUGUCACUUCUUUAGAUCAACUUUUCUUGAAGGAGGAUAAUCCCAAAAUAUACGAUGGAAUCAUACUUUGCAUUUUUCAUCAGCUAGCUACAGGCCUGGCAUACAUCCAUUCAAAGAAUUUAAUUCAUCGAGACAUUAAACCGGAAAACAUUCUCAUUAUGCGAAGUCCUGAAAAGCAUGAAUCAAUAAUAAUCAAAUGGUCUGAUUUUGGACUGGCCAAAUCCGUAAACGAAAAGGGACUUCACACGUGGACUGGAGCGAACGGAACCAGAAAAUGGUUCGCACCCGAAGUGCUGAAAAAACUUCUCGACGAAGAAAAGGCGAAAAACGAUGACUUUUGGGGCACCGUCAAGAGCGAUGUGUUUGUCCUCGGCCUCGUCUUCGGUUACAUUUUCUUGGAGGGAAAACAUCUAUUCGGUUCAAGUGAAAGACAAAUUCAUGAUAACAUAAUUGGAGGACGUCCGGUGAAUAUGAAUAAUAUUGAUGGCGAAGUGCGCAAAUAUUAUGAGGAUAACUUACUAACCAAAAUGCUGGAAGACGAUCCGGAAAAAAGAAUAAAAUCGGCACAGGUUGUCCAACAACUGGAAUCCAUUAAGAAUAAAUUGACUGAAAAAGAAAAAGAAUUUCGUGAACUUUGUGCUACUAACUCUUCGCCUGAUCUAUUAGAAAGAAUCAACGACUUCAUUCGCCUUGGAAUCGAUGUGAAUGCAAAGGGCAAUGAUGGGCGGAAUGCGCUUCAUAAUUUGUGUCUAUCAAAUUCAAGCUCAAAUUUAAUUGACGCCAUUCAACUCUUAAUCCAAAAGGGAAUCGAUGUGAAUGCAAAGGACUAUGAUGGAUGGAAUGCGCUCCAUUAUUUGUGUAAAUCAAAUUCAAGCUCAUAUUUAAUUGACGCCAUUCAACUCUUAAUCCAAAACGGAAUUGAUAUGAAUGCCAAGGACAAUUUAGGACGGAAUGCGCUCUUUCAUUUGUGUGGCUGGAAUAAAAGCUUAAACAUAACUCUUGCCAUUGAACUCCUAAGUAACAAAGGAAUUGACGUGAACGCAAGGAACAAUUUUGGACGAAAUGCGCUCCAUCUUUUGUGUCGAAACCAUUCAAGCCCAAAAAUAAUUGACGCCAUUCAACUCUUACGCGACAAAGAAAUUGAGGUGAAUGCAAAGGACAAGUUCGGACGGAAUGCGCUUCAUUAUUUAAGUGAAUCAAAUUCAAGUCCAACUUUAAUUGACGCCAUUCGACUCUUAAUCAAACUGGGAAUUGAUGUGAAUGCCAAGGACAAUUUAGGACGGAAUGCGCUCUUUCAUUUGUGUGGCUGGAAUAAAAGUUCAAACAUAACUUUUGCCAUUGAACUCUUGAACAACAACGGAAUUGAUGUGAACGCAAAGGACGAGUGUGGACUGAAUGCGCUCCAUUAUUUAUGCCAAUCAAAUUCAAGCUCAAAUUUAAUUGCAGCCAUGCAACUCUUAAUCAAAGUGGGAAUUGAUGUGAAUGCAAACGACAAUCGUGGACGGAAUGGGCUCCAUCAUUUGUGUCGAAACAACUCAAGCCCAAAAUGUGAGUGGAAUUCAAGUCCAAAUUUAAUUGUCGCCAUUCAACUUUUACUCAAACUGGAAAAUUGUGUCGUAUCAAACGGUCACGAUGCACGAAGUUAUUUACUCGAUAAUGAUAAGAUUACCAACAAGAACGAAAUCCUAAAACUACUCGACGAAGCACUUCUUUAGCUGAAUUAUAACUCGUUUCUAGGUAAUGAAAUGCGCUUUGACGAUUGAAAGCUAAAACAAGGCGAC